UUAGUUUUGUACUUCUAAUUUUUUAGCCAAAUAAAGAAGUAAGUUUUAUACUUCUUCACUCCAAGCCAUUGUAUUUCCUGUGCCGCAACCGCAUUUCUUUUUCAUCACGAAACAAAGGAGAGCGGAGGAGGGGCUAGGUUUCCUAUUGACUUCAGCAGAGUUUGAUUAUAGAAAUGUCUCGGAGGUAUGAUAGCCGUACUACGAUCUUCUCCCCUGAAGGUCGCCUCUACCAAGUGGAAUAUGCCAUGGAAGCGAUUGGAAAUGCAGGAACUGCUAUUGGGGUAUUAUCAAAAGAUGGAGUUGUCUUGGUUGGGGAGAAGAAGGUUACUUCUAAACUCCUCCAAACAUCGAAAUCCACGGAGAAAAUGUACAAAAUCGAUGACCAUGUUACCUGUGCUGUGGCUGGUAUAAUGUCUGAUGCCAACAUAUUAAUUAACACUGCCAGAGUCCAAGCCCAGCGCUACACUUAUGCUUACCAAGAACCCAUGCCCGUGGAACAGCUUGUUCAGUCUCUAUGUGAUACGAAGCAAGGUUACACACAGUUUGGUGGGCUCCGUCCCUUUGGUGUCUCGUUUCUGUUUGCAGGUUGGGAUAAGAACUUCGGCUUUCAGCUAUACAUGAGUGACCCUAGUGGCAAUUAUGGUGGUUGGAAGGCGGCUGCGAUCGGGGCAAAUAAUCAGGCGGCCCAGUCAAUGCUUAAGCAGGACUAUAAGGAUGAGAUCACCAGGGAAGAAGCUGUUCAGCUUGCAUUGAAGGUACUUAGUAAGACCAUGGAUAGCACUAGUCUUACAUCAGAUAAGCUUGAACUGGCUGAGAUCUUUCUCUCCCCCUCUGGGAAAGUGAAAUAUGAAGUUUGCUCACCAGAAUCCCUCAGUAAGUUGUUGCUCAAGUCUGGAGUGACCCAACCUGUUGCUGAGGCUUCAUGAGUUUAUUCCCCUUUGUUACUGUAACUUCAUGAGUUUAUUCCCCUUUGUUGCUGUAUUUCGGUACAUGACUUAGUUUCAGGAUGUUGGUUUGUCUUCAUAUUUUAAUUUGUGCUUCAUUGGGAUUGAACAUCUUGAGUCAAAGAUUUGAUGAUCCAUCUUAUGGGUGGAGCUUUGAACAAUGUAGUUAAUAUUUCUUGUUAUAGUUUAUCAUUUGAAACUUGUUGUGCUCUGAUACAGUUUCUUCAGAUGAAAAUUUUAGUUUUAUGCA
Molecule: messenger RNA, 1194 nt
Organism: Macadamia integrifolia
Lineage: Eukaryota; Viridiplantae; Streptophyta; Magnoliopsida; Proteales; Proteaceae
Product: proteasome subunit alpha type-4
Exons: 2
Coding region: 174-926 (250 amino acids)
Biological process (GO): ubiquitin-dependent protein catabolic process
Cellular component (GO): proteasome core complex; nucleus; proteasome core complex, alpha-subunit complex
Source: RefSeq, a predicted model, not a curated record